AUGCCGACAGCGCCGCUCUCACCACCUGGGUCGGGCAAGGCCCUCAUCAUGGGUAGCAUCGUCUUGCACCUCGUCUGCGUAUUCUACGUGGUCCAAGCUGUCUUCCAGACGGCCAAGAGCUAUGCCCUGGCAUAUGUCGUAGCCUUCAUCACGAUGGCGGCCACGGCCUGGUCUCUCGCGAGUGGGCUGUACGAGAAGCUGGGGCGCAGAGGAAUCGCACUGUUCCUCUUCCUCGUCGCUUGUAUGGUCGUAGCUAGCGCCAUGCUGCUGGCGGACAACAUCGUCCUCGACGAAGGCGGCGCAGGCUUGCAACUCCUGCGCGGUUACGCCGGCGUCUUCUACGUCGCCACCCUGGCCUCGGCCUACCGCUACCCCAGCUCGAGCUCGCGCGCGUACCCGGUACUCCGGGACCUCGCCACCGCCGACCACUGGGACCUCGGCGCGCGCAAGCGCGCUCUCGAGGCCGCGCUCGCCAACAACACGGGCACGCUGGCGCGUAUCUCCGAGUUGCGUUUCGCACACCCCGACCUCGCGACGAAUGCCGAGGUGGCCGCGCUGUGCGCUGACGUGCGCCGUGACCUUGGGCACUGGACUGCCGUGUCCGAGGCGUAUGCUGUGCGGUUUGAGGCGGGGGAUGCUGUGCCCCAAGCUCCGGGAAGUUGA
This is a messenger RNA of Vanrija pseudolonga, 663 nucleotides long. RefSeq lists its product as uncharacterized. The transcript has a single exon. NCBI's taxonomy places the organism in Eukaryota, Fungi, Basidiomycota, Tremellomycetes, Trichosporonales, Trichosporonaceae. Bases 1 to 663 code for a protein of 220 amino acids. The record is from RefSeq and is a predicted model, not a curated record.